GCGGGGCCUGGAGGCCAGCGGGCGGCUCGCCGCGGGGAGGGGCGGGAGGAGCGGCCCCGACCUUCAGUAUUUAAGCACCCCGUGUGCUGGGCACGAUUCUAGGCGCUUGGGAUUCCGCGGAGGAAAAGGUACAGGGGAGGCUGCAUUGAGGUGACGUCUGAGCUGAGCUGAAGAUGAGUUAUAUGCAGAUGCCUGGGUAGUAGCAUCCUUUUCUCAAAUACGAGGAACCCAGGAUUCAGCAGCACUGCCUCUGGCCGAGGAAGCCCUGGGACCUGUCAGACCCCUGGCAGCCCCGCUCUGCCCGGCUUCAAAGCUCUGAGGCAGAGCCCGGACCCUCAGACCCCACUCCUGUGGCCCUGGAUGUCCCCUGCUAAUAUCUACAACUGGUCAUCAUCUCCAGCAAAAAUUAGGCCCCGCGCACCAUGGCCAUGACUAGCGUCCGACUGCCUGCCGGUGUUCUAGGAAAGCCAGACGCCUGGACGGGGCUCUGGGCUCUGCUGCGAGGGAUGCCUUCACCCAAGCUCGCCGUUUCCUGGAACCGAUACUUAUAUUUUUCUAGUACCAAGUUAAAUGCAUCCAAUUGUAAAGUACUUUUCCAUAACAUUUUCUCCCUGAGACUCCCAGGGCUUUUAAUAUCUCCAAAAUAUCUGUUCCCAUUUUCCAAAAGACUCAAAAGUAAUAUAAGCUCUAAAAAAUCCACUAAAAAGACUCUGCAGAAAGCUGAAGAUGAAGAGGACUCCGAUGAGGACAGGGACGGAGGUGAGGUGGGCCGGCAGGAGGGGGAGCUCCAGGAGGACCCCAGCGCCGCCAGGGACUAUAAGGAUCUGGAAACAGUAGUGCCGUCUUUCCGAUAUGACGUCGUCCUGAAGACAGGCCUUGCCGUUGGGAGGACCCAAGUGGAAGAUGCAUUCUACAAAGGUGAACUCAGGCUGAAUGGGGAGAAAUUAUGGAAGAAAAGCAGAACGGUGAAAGUGGGAGACAUGUUAGAUCUUCUCCUUGGAGAGGAUAAGGAAGCAGAAACGGAGACAGUGAUGCGGAUUCUCCUAAAAAGCGUGUCUGAGGAGAAAACUGAAAGCGAGAAAUACCGCGUGGUGUUACGACGGUGGAAAAAGUUAAAGUUGCCUAAAAAGAGUGUGUCUAAAUAAAUGGAUUGCUGUAAAAAUAAAAGCAGCUCAGCA
Messenger RNA from Manis javanica (Malayan pangolin), 1178 nucleotides. The record is from RefSeq and is a predicted model, not a curated record. NCBI's taxonomy places the organism in Eukaryota, Metazoa, Chordata, Mammalia, Pholidota, Manidae.